Molecule: messenger RNA, 681 nt
Organism: Camellia sinensis
Lineage: Eukaryota; Viridiplantae; Streptophyta; Magnoliopsida; Ericales; Theaceae
Source: RefSeq, a predicted model, not a curated record
UUCAUAAAGAUGCAUUGCAAAACGAAAGAUACAAGACACUUAGAGAUAAUGAACUGCAGAAAUUGGACAGACACCGAGGUAAUCAUAGCUGGAAGAAUGUCGGAAUUAAUUCCCUGAAACCUCAGAAUUCCGAAGAUGUGGAAAAUGAGAGUGGCAAUGGCCGGAAUACUGACACAAAUCAACAAAUUGAGAAUGAGCAGGAGAUGGUUGUUCCAGAUGACGUGCGAACAAACAGAACUGUUGACAGUGAGGCUAAUGAAAAUCAACAAAUUGAGAAAGCGCAGGAGGUGGUUGUUCCAGAUGACAUGCGAACGAACAAAACUGUUGACAGUGAGGCCAAUGAGAAGAAAUCAGAUGAACUCGGGCAAUCGGAGGAACAUACUGGUGGUGUCAAACAAGUAGAGACAAGGGAUGGUGAUAGAGUAGAUCAAAAUUCUGAAAAAGUGAAAGUUGCAGAAACUCAAGAAGCAGAGACAGAUUUGAGGAAAUCCAGACCCAAGUUGGAAGAAGAUAGAGAGGAAAGUGGGGGAGAAACAGAUGAGACUGAGUUUUAGCUAACAUAAAGAAAUCUUAGAAGUGCUUUGCCUAGUGUAAGAGUUGUAAGAAAACCUGCAUGUUUGUUACUAGAGCAGUUUACAAGUUUAUUUUGCUCAUCAUGUUCAAAACAAUUCUCUAUCGCUC